This is a messenger RNA of Danio rerio (zebrafish), 1649 nucleotides long. NCBI's taxonomy places the organism in Eukaryota, Metazoa, Chordata, Actinopteri, Cypriniformes, Danionidae. The record is from RefSeq and is a predicted model, not a curated record.
GGGACUUGAACCAGCGACCUUCUUGCAGUGCUAACCACUAAGCCACCCGACAAAGUUCUAGUUAUUGAAUAUUAAUCCCUAAAAACAGUAGACAGGGAUUGCGUUUUAAGGAAAAUGCAAAUGUAUGAAUGAUGUUUUUUGCUAGCAUUUUUAACAUCAAUAAAUGGCAGUUUUUUUAUCAAACAAAAAUUCUUUUUUUUACUAUAAUUGUAGGCUAUUAGGCUCCAAAAAACGUAUUCGGAAGAAACAAAAAAAAAUGUUUUAGUAUUUGCGUGAUAAAAAUCAGACGCAUGCGACGUCAUCAGUAAGCGACACAUGACCAUACGUCAACAACUCGCACCGGAGUAGCUGGAGCUCGUUGAAGGUUUGUGAGGAUGUCCUGCGUAUGGACUGGUGGUCAUGGCACAUCUAUUCUUUGUGCCGGAGUGUCCUGUGAAUCGGAGAGUUUAGUGGCGACCGGAGCAGAAGGAGGUGAACUGACCCUGUGGAGUCACGAUGGGUCGCCCGUGUCCAAACUGCGCAUGAGCGCUGACGAUGAUGUCACGUGUGUCGCUUUCUCCCCGUCAGCGCCCUGCAUGCUGUACGCCUCUUACGGACGGACUGUCGCUGUACUGGACAGCAGGAAUCUGAAGAGCGCUGUGGCAGAGCUGGCAGAUGCAGGUGAGGAGGAGAUAAACUGUGUGUCGGUGAAUGAGGCCGGUGGUGCGCUCGCUGCAGCCGAUGAUUCUGGAGCCGUGAGGAUCAUCGAUCUACAGCAGGAGAAAGUGGUCAGGACGCUGCGCAAACACGACAACAUCUGCUCGUCCGUGACCUUCCGACCGCACAGGCCUCAGAGUUUAGUGUCUGCAGGGCUUGACAUGCAGGUAUCGUUGUGGAACCUGCCGAAAGUGCGUCCGCUCUGGACCUACAGUUUGCAGGACACGCAGGAAGAAGAUGCUCAUCCGCAGAAAGCAGGACAGAUGUUCAACCCCCCCCUGGCGCACUGCAUUGAUGUCACUUCCUGUGGUGACGUGUUUGCGUGUGCGGCUGAGGACGGGUAUGUGCAUCUCUUGCGCGUGUCUGAAGACUCCAGGCUGCGGGAACGAGCGAUGUUCAAGGCUCAUAGUCAGGGAGCGUCGCAGGCUCGCUUUAUUAACUUCCUGUCACAGCCGUACUGGUUGGCCACCGGAGGAAACGAUGGACUCGUGGCUCUCUGGGACAUCAGCAGAGAGGAUGUGUUGGCCAGAAAGAGUAAAGGACACAAAAGGAGACAGAAAGGCAGAGCCAAGAAAAAGCCGGAAGCUCAAGCAACCCACACGAAGAGCGAGGAAGAGGAAGCCAGCAGUUCUUCCUGUAGUUCAGAGACAGCGGGCGGGAAAAACGAGCCCAAAUUGACCUUUCAGCAUGGAGAGAAGGUGAACUGGAUUUGUCCAGCUGUGUUAAAAGGAAAGAAGAGUCUGCUGGUGACGGACCAACGUCCCAGCCCUACUGUGUAUUCACUGGAUCAGCUUUAAAGGGUUCAUUCACCCAACAAUGAACAUCCACUCCCUAUUUACUCAAGUGCUUCCAAACCUUUAGGAGUUUCUGUAUUCUGUUGAACACUGGAGAAAAUAUUUCACAAGUGUCAGUUUUUGUAAAUUAUUAUAAACAGGGCUUGACACUGUUUUGAU